AUGGAGAAACCAGAGAACAUUUUCCUCAAAAAGAGUUUUGUAGCCAUUACCGGAGCCAGUAGAGGAAUUGGUAGAUGCAUGGCCCUGAAGUUUGCGGUCAAGUUCCCUCCAAAUUCCGUCUUGGUACUGAUGGCGAGGAAUAUGAUGGCUUUGGAAAGCGUCAGGACGGAUUUGCAAGCAAGGGCUCCCAAUAUAACGGUAUUAGUUCAACAGUAUGAUCAAGGAAAAACUGAUGAAGGAUAUUUUAAUGGAAUAUUUGAUAGUUUGCUCACUGAAAGCAAACUUUCAAAGGGCAAAGCUGCCCGUGAUAUGUUUUUCCGAGUUCUUUCUGCCGAAGAACCAUCUAUUCGGGUUCUGACAUACGCCCCAGGUUGGGUUGACACAGACAUGUUGCGAGAUCUAGAAGCAAAUUCAUUCUCAACUCCAAUCCGUAAAUUGGUAAAUGGCCUGCGUGAGAACGGCGAAAUAGUGGCACCGGAGGAAUCUGUUGCCGUCCUUGAACGGGUACUGGAGGACAACGCGUUCGAAAAUGCUGAUCACGUGGACAACUAUGGUCAGACAGCUCAGCCAUAUAUUGAUAAUUUUAUUAAUUGA
Pecten maximus is the source of this 594-nucleotide messenger RNA. Its product is annotated as sepiapterin reductase-like. The coding region runs from base 1 to 594 and encodes 197 amino acids. The record is from RefSeq and is a predicted model, not a curated record. Gene Ontology annotation, molecular function: sepiapterin reductase (NADP+) activity. Lineage: Eukaryota; Metazoa; Mollusca; Bivalvia; Pectinida; Pectinidae. Gene Ontology annotation, biological process: tetrahydrobiopterin biosynthetic process. The transcript is spliced from 3 exons.